CUCUCUCUCUCUCGUACACACAAAGCCUCUCCAACACCAACGAGAUGGGUGUGAACCAGGCUCUUCUUCAACUCCUGCUACUCCUGCUCAGCCUGGAUAUUUCAGGUGUCUUUGCCAUUCAUGUUUAUACGUCUGGUAAUGUGGAGGCUGUAAACGGGACAGAUGUUUGGCUGAAAUGUUCUUUCUCCAGCUCCGCACCAAUCAGACGCUCCGUCCUCACCAUCUCCUGGAGCUUCAGGCCUCUGGGUCCCGGACAGGAGGAGACUGUGUUCUACUACCAUGAGAAGCCCUUCCCUCCAUCCGAGGGACGCUUUCAGAAGAAGGUGAUGUGGGCGGGGGAUGUGUCAUCGCGGGACGCCUCCAUUGUAGUGCGAAACGUCAAGUUCAGUUAUAAUGGAACCUUCAGCUGUCAGGUGAAGAACCCACCAGAUGUCCACGGAAACGUGGGAGAGGUGCGGCUACGAGUGGUCACUUCAGCCUCCUUCUCUGAGAUUGUAAUUCUGGCUGUUGCCAUUGGGGGCGCUGUGCUGCUGACAAUUAUCAUCCUGAUUGCUGUCGUGUCUAUCCGGCGGUGUCGGAAGCUGGAGAGGAUGGAGCGGGACGGCAUUCCCAGGAGACACAAAGAGGAGCCAAUGCUGUGGUGAAUGAGAAGAGAGAGAGAGAGAGAACGAUAGGGAGAGAAAGAGAGAGAGAGAGAGAGAGAGAGAUGUAAAGCACCAGUCAAAAGUUUGGUAUUUCUCAUGAUCAUUAGUUCACUCUUAUUCUAAAAUUUGGAAACGACUUAUUAUAACUUUUGACUGGUACUCUUGCGCCUCCCUCUGACCUGAAUGUAUGAAUUUCAUGGUUUGUUGAAAUAUGUGAGAGUGGCUUAUCGGUCCAGGACUAACUAACUGGAUCUAACUGGCCACUUUGUUGGAAAUACCUGCCUUGUGCUUCCACUAACUGACCACUUUAUUGGAAACACCCACCUUGUACUUCCACUAAUUUGCCACUUUAUUGGAAACACCUACCUUGUGC
Messenger RNA from Pygocentrus nattereri (red-bellied piranha), 1017 nucleotides. Its product is annotated as myelin protein zero-like protein 2. The record is from RefSeq and is a predicted model, not a curated record. Gene Ontology annotation, cellular component: membrane. The transcript has 4 exons. NCBI's taxonomy places the organism in Eukaryota, Metazoa, Chordata, Actinopteri, Characiformes, Serrasalmidae. The coding region runs from base 45 to 644 and encodes 199 amino acids. Gene Ontology annotation, biological process: cell-cell adhesion.